CUCGAACCAACCAGAAUUUGUCUACUUGCAGCAUGCUGGACGAAACUUUUUUUUUUUCCCUCCUCCCUCAUGUAAAUCCUCCACAAAGGAGCUGAAGUUCAAAUGAGGCUGCUUUAACCUUGCAAGAAAUGAUGGAUUCGAAACUUUAGUGCUGCUAUGCCGGGGGUCGCCGUUUCACCCAAGGUGAACUAGCGGCAGCCGCCUGCUGUCCCUGUGGGCUUGGAGCGGGGAAGGCAUGGUCGAUGCCGGGCAACCAAGUGGUCUACCCUUCUGCAAAUGCAGACGAUUUGACUAAAGAGAAGUGAGCUUUUUGUUUCAACUUAAUCCGACUCUCCAAGCACUCCCUGAGUACCGAAUCCAAUGUCUGAAACUUAGUCGCCGUCGAGCGCAGGUGGAGGUCCCUGCGGAGACAACCGUUUGAUGCGGCGUUCAAGGGAGAGGUCACGCUGAACAUGGAUGAUUCGUUCAGAUAACAUUUGAUCAAAGCACGUGAAAGCCAGAAGCGAGGAGCCAAUCGUAAAGGAACAGGGUUUUUAUAUUCUCCCUGCAGAAUCAGCCAUUCACAGGACCAUGCAGACGGUGAGCCUGACCUGCCUGGUCCUUAUUGCUGCAGUAGGGGUUGCUGCCCAGAGCAGCGACGAGGGCAAAGAACAGGAAUUCGUUUAUCUGAACCGGUACAAGAGAUCAAGUGACCCUCCAGAUAAAUGCACCUACACCUUUGUGGUUCCCCAGCAGAAGGUGACUGGGGCCAUCUGCGUCAAUUCCAAGGAACCCGACAUCCUGCUGGAAAACCGGGUUCACAAGCAAGAAUUAGAAUUACUGAACAAUGAGCUUUUAAAGCAGAAGAGGCAAAUCGAGACCUUGCAGCAACUAGUGGAGGUCGACGGUGGAAUAGUCAACGAGGUGAAACUCCUCCGGAAGGAAAGCAGGAAUAUGAACUCCAGGGUGACGCAGCUCUACAUGCAGCUCUUACAUGAAAUUAUUCGGAAACGGGACAACGCUCUAGAGCUCUCCCAGCUGGAGAAUAAGAUACUGAACCAGACCGCCGACGUGUUGCAGCUUGCAAACAGAUACAAGGACCUAGAACAUAAGUAUCAACAUUUGGCUUCCUUAGCUAACAACCAGUCUGCCAUUAUCGCCCAAUUGGAAGAACACUGUCAGAGAAUGCCAACAGUCAGACCAAUACCUCCACCUCCACAGCCACCGAACCGAGUCUACCAGCCUCCCACUUACAACCGUAUUAUCAACCAAAUAUCUACCAACGAAAUUCAGAGUGAUCAAAACCUAAAGGUGCUCCCGCCUCCGCUGCCCACGAUGCCAACCGUUACCAGCAUUCCAACCUCAACUGAUAAACCAUCUGGGCCCUGGAGAGACUGUCUCCAGGCUUUAGAAGACGGCCAUGACAUCAGCUCCAUAUACUUAGUGAAACCCGACAACGCAAACCGGCUGAUGCAGGUGUGGUGCGACCAACGGCACGAUCCCGGGGGCUGGACGGUUAUUCAGAGACGACUAGAUGGAUCGGUCAACUUUUUCAGGAACUGGGAAACAUACAAGCAAGGAUUCGGAAACAUAGAUGGAGAGUAUUGGCUGGGACUUGAGAAUAUCUAUUGGUUAACAAAUCAAGGCAAUUACAAGUUGCUGGUAACAAUGGAAGAUUGGACUGGACGCAAAGUAUUUGCUGAAUAUGCAAGUUUCAGGCUGGAGCCAGAGAGUGAAUACUACAAGUUGAGACUGGGCCGCUACAAUGGCAAUGCCGGGGACUCGUUCACCUGGCACAAUGGGAAGCAGUUCACCACGCUGGACAGGGACCACGACGUCUAUGCAGGAAAUUGUGCUCACUACCAGAAAGGAGGGUGGUGGUACAACGCCUGUGCCCACUCAAACCUCAACGGAGUCUGGUACCGCGGCGGUCACUACCGUAGUCGCUAUCAGGAUGGAGUGUACUGGGCUGAAUUCCGAGGGGGCUCCUACUCCCUAAAGAAAGUGGUGAUGAUGAUCCGGCCAAACCCAAAUACAUUUCAUUAACGGAAUCUUCACUCUUCUUCAACGACAAAACCCAACAAUAAACAAAAAAGUCAGCAACAGCUGAACAAGCUUUCCAGAAAACAUCGUUUCUGCAGCAAAGAAUGUAAGAUAUUUGAUGUUUACUAUUUACGAAUGAGGACUUGUAUGCUGUAUGAUAUUUUCAUGAACCAAUACAACAAAUACCAACCUAAAUGAAAGCGACAUUUUGUUUAUAAUACCUUUCCGUGUCCCAAACAGUAAAUAAAACUUCCUAGUCUUAGAACAUGAGAAGAGGAAGACUGUAGAUAACUUUUUAAAAAAUAAAUUAAGUCUAGAUAGUAAAACACAACACCUAAAUGAGUUUUAAUAUAUAAAUGUACAUACACACAAAUACCAUUUGUGUACAUGCACGUGUGCUUAGAGACACACAUUUAAAUCUCAAAUCAUGGAGGAGCUCCAGAUUGUGCAGUUAUCUUAGAUUUGACCCAGGAAAUUGUAUCCUUUGAAAAAUGUACAGUAGGUGAUAGGCAUGCUGUAGGACAUUAAUGUAAUUGAAGUUAAUUUAAGUUUUGUUGUCUGUUGUCCCGAGAGUGAAUGGGCGUAGACAGCCAAAAGUUAACAGUGGCCUUCUUGUCGCCUGAACCCCUCCCCGAAUUAGCGUGGCUGCUUGCUGUUAGCAAUCAAGGUAUGUGCCGAGCUCCCAUUCCUCAACCUCUUCCGCCAAAUGCCCUUUCUGGCAUCCCACCAAAUAUCAGAAACCAACACUUCCAAUGACCGGCUCCUUCUCUGACCAAAGACCUGGAACAACUUCUUCAGAACACCUUCUGUUCCCCAAAUCCCUGCCUUCAGGAAACAUCCUUCUCUCCCCAGAAGUAUCUCCAGGUCCGAGGACUCCAAGAAGAUGGCGGGGCGGG
Tachyglossus aculeatus (Australian echidna) is the source of this 2918-nucleotide messenger RNA. RefSeq names its product angiopoietin like 2 (gene ANGPTL2). The transcript is spliced from 5 exons. Lineage: Eukaryota; Metazoa; Chordata; Mammalia; Monotremata; Tachyglossidae. The record is from RefSeq and is a predicted model, not a curated record. Bases 571 to 2025 code for a protein of 484 amino acids.